AUGCUUUCGGCAAAGACCUCACAUCUCCUGUACCGGUUCAGUUUGACGGUGCUGAUAUUCUUCACCGGCGGCUUUGUGAUUGUCACCCCCGCAGAUCUGAUCUCGCAGUCAUAUCGCAACAAACAGAUAUACAAUGAGUCGAUUGUGGCGGCGACGUAUGUUGCGGUCGGGAUCGUGUCGCUGGUGAUUUGCCUGCUCAGACUGUACGCGGUGCGGUUGAUGCUCGCGGAUAUUCCAAAGUAUUACGUCCCGGGCCGGCACGAGCUGCCAAAGAACUGCGCGCUCGCGAUCGAGAGCGAGCUGGCGCGAUGCCAGAUGAUCAAGAAGAAGCUCGCGCCGACCGAGAACGUGUAUCAUCCCGGCCUGCCGCCGCCGUCGCAGGCCGGCGUUGACUUUCCCCAGGUGCCGUAUUUGGAGGUGCUGAUGGAGAGCGUGAAGCUGCUGGAGGAGAAGGCGCGCGGGCUGCACCCGCAGCUGGGACGGCGGCCGUCGACGACGUUGACGGAGUACAUUGAGUUUUUGGUGGCAUAUAUAGACGUCGACAUGGAGCUUGCGCGGAAGUUCAUCGCGGGCUACGAGGCCGUGCGGUACUCUGGCGAGCAGGCGACGGAGGACGAGUUCCGGGGUCUGAUGAGGACGUUUACGUUGCUGCUGCGGAGCAUAGAGCUGCCGGACGACAAUGCUGUUGAUCUGGCGCGGAUAGACACGCGGGCGGAUGAGUUUGGGCUGUUUGCACCAACACCGGCGGCACAAGUGUGCAGAUCGCGAGCGCACAGGAAGCGUAUAAAGUACGUCACCGCCCCGGCAACUUCGUCAUCGCCGUCGUCAUCGUUCGAUCAUUGCGCUUCCUCGCUUCACACGCGUCCUCCGCGCCGCAUCAUCACCAUCUCCAAGGCCUUCUGCCUGUUCUUUGAGGUGUGUCUACGUCGCCGGUGCUCUGCCCGGGCGCCCUCUUCUUUCUCUCUCUUGCUCUGCCCGCUGACCGCUUCCGCCUUGUUGUUUUUCCCUGCAGUCGCCACUGCGCCCACCUUGACCCUCGACCUCCCCAGCUCUACGCUCCCUCCCCACCCCACCUUCGCCAAACUGGAUCUCGAACCAAACCCCUUCGAGCAGUCGUUUGCCUCGAAAGAGGGCACUCCGACCUCGGCCCAAAAGGCCCUGCUCCCGCCCGUGGCUUCCCUAGCCUCGCCUUCCUCCCUUUUGGGCACCCCAGCCUCCCAGGGCGCCGCCGGCUACUGGUCCCUCAACUCCCUUCGUUCGGGCCCGCUCUCCCCGGCAAUGCUGCAGGGCCCGCAGGCCGCAGCUUUCGUCGACUCCCAUCUGCGCUCCGGCCUCACGCCCAACGAAUCCGGCAUCCGCUCCGGCCUCACGCCUGGUGGCUCCGGCUCCAUUUUCCCUGCUCCCUCUCCCACAUCCGCUGCGAUCUUCGGGCUCACCACCCCCGCCGGCAUCGCGGCUACCUCCUUCCCGCAAACUCCGCUUCCUAUCGAGGUCUCGGUGACCUCGGAUUCUCUGCAGAAAGAGGCUAAGCCCGAGCCGCGUCCGCAGAAGCCCGAAAAUAUUGCUGCUGAUUCGGCCAGCGUGGCCGCGAACGGACUCUUCCUCCUCAGCCAGGGCCAGGCCGACGCCAACAAAUCAUCCGUCGAUGCCUCGACCACGUCCAACACCGCGAACCUCAAGGACGACAAACCGGACAAAAGACGCGGUAACAACCGGAAGAACACGCGCAAGGCUGACGACCAGCCGCAGACCAGCAACAAAAGAUUCAAGGGUGCCGACGGAGCCGUCUCGCCCUCUACAAACCACGACCACCACGACUCCAAGAAUGACGACGAGCGCAGCAACGCGGACGACAUCGAUGACAGCAAGGGAAGUCCGACCGAUUCCCACGACGACGGGAGCCAAGACUCCCGCAAAAUGACCGACGAAGAAAAGCGCAAGAACUUUCUCGAGCGCAACCGCGUCGCCGCGCUCAAGUGUCGCCAGCGCAAGAAGCAGUGGCUUCAAAGCCUGCAGGCCAAAUGCGACUUUUACGCAAACGAAAACGACAACCUGACCCAGCAGGUCUUGGCUCUCAGAGAACAGGUUGCGAAUCUCAAAGGCAUUUUGAACGCGCACAAGGACUGCUCCGUCUCCCGCUCGUUGCCGCCCGGUCAAGAUCCAAUAGCAAUCGCCCUCGGCCAGGAUUUCGUCGGCAACAUUCAGGGUCUUCCACCGCAGCAGCAGCCGCAGCAGCAACCGAUCCAGGCGCAACCACUUGCCAGUCGUCGAUAUGUCUAA
Molecule: messenger RNA, 2280 nt
Organism: Myxozyma melibiosi
Lineage: Eukaryota; Fungi; Ascomycota; Lipomycetes; Lipomycetales; Lipomycetaceae
Exons: 2
Coding region: 1-2280 (759 amino acids)
Biological process (GO): regulation of transcription by RNA polymerase II
Molecular function (GO): DNA-binding transcription factor activity, RNA polymerase II-specific; RNA polymerase II cis-regulatory region sequence-specific DNA binding
Source: RefSeq, a predicted model, not a curated record